GGGGUACAAUGCAAAGUAAAGUUUUGAUGAACAAUAAAGUGAUGUAGAUAAAAUAAUUCUGUCAAAUCCAUUGCUUGCUUUGUUGACUUUGUUCUAUUUUCUCUCCGUAACAUGUCUGAAAUCAAAUUAUGGUGAAUUGGAUCACUUGGUUUACGCAUUUGCUGGUAACACUUUGAAAAAAAUUAGAGGUCAUCCGAAAUUCUUAAUUUAAUACCACAACUAACACAAAAUAACCUUUAGCUUGUAAGUAGCCUGCAUUUUUCCAACUUAUAAGACAGUCUUGUUAGGUAGUUUCUUCGUCCCGAAAUUAUUGUCCAUUUUCUGUUUUUAUUUUUAGUAUAAAUUGAACUAAAAAUAAAAAAUUCAAACUGGACAAUAAUUUUUGGAUAAAAAGAGUAGCAUGUUUCCUGUUCUAUUUACUGUUUACAGAUGACAAAUUAAAACUUGGAACUUGCAUAAGCAUAAGAAUGCGUUAAUUAAGGUUUUCAAAAUCAAUUUAUCGCAUUUUCUGUGCAAGGUUUUAUGAAAAGGACGGCUUUGACUUAUAGGACUUUGGAACGGGGCGUACCAUUUUGCGAGAUCGAUGAAUGAAAAUCUUGCGGAUUGGCAAGCCAUCGAUGCGAAGAGAAGCCCUACACAGAGUUCAUCGUACCAACUACUUCGCCGAGCCGGCGACAAUCUCAAACUCCUCGAACAAGUUCACGCCAACCUCAUCGUCAAUGGCCGACAGCAUCAUCUCCCGCUGCUCACCCGCCUCGCGACCUCAGCCAUUCAUGCCGGGGCAAUCUUCUACGCCCAGAAAGUGUUGCUCACGGCUCCAACCGUUGAUUCAUUCCUCUUCUCGUCUCUCAUCACCACCGCCUCAAAAUCCCAUUUCCCGAUUCACACAAUCUUCUUCUACCGUCAUAUGGCCGCACAUAAUAUUCCCCCUACAAACUACACCUACACUUCUUUGAUCAAAUCUUUCUCGGAGUUAAGAGAUAAGAAGGCAAGUAAAAUGGUACAUGGCCAUGUUAUAAGGAAAGGGUUUCGUCUUGAUCGAUAUGUUGAAGCUGCUUUGGUGAGUUUGUACUCCAAAAUUGGGGAAUUGGAGUUCGCGAGGAAAGUGUUUGAUGGUAUGCCUCAAAGGAGUCUUGUUGCUUGGAAUUCUAUGAUUUCGUGUUAUGAACAAAACGGGUUACCCGAAGCUGCAAUCGAGGUCUUUCGUGAAAUGAGAGAGUCGGGUGUUCAAUUUGAUUCUCCUACACUUGCAAGUGUAUUGUCUGCUUGCGCUAAUGUUGGGGCGCUAGAUUUGGGGAUUUGGAUACAUGAGUGGAUACAGAAUAAUGACGUUCACUUCGAUGUGAUUUUGGGUACCGCAUUGAUUGAUAUGUAUGCCAAAUGUGGGAAUGUAAUCAAAGCCCGCGAAGUUUUUGAUCAGAUGAGUGAGCACAAUGUUGUGGCAUGGACUGCUUUAAUUUCAGCUUAUGGAGUCAAUGGUUGUGGCAAAGAAGCUACUAACUUAUUUCGCUUGAUGAUUGACUGUGGAACAAAUCCGAAUGAAGUUACUUUUAUUGCUGUAUUAUCUGCUUGUGCUCAUGCUGGGCUAAUUGACGAAGGGCGUGAAAUCUUAGCUAGUAUGAGGAGGUUCGGCCAAGUGCCGAGCACCGAGCAUCAUGUUUGCAUGGUUGAUAUGUUUGGGAAGGCUGGAUUGCUUGAUGAAGCAUUUCAGUAUAUCAAGGAUCUAUAUACUGUUCAACCGGCCCCGGCAGUCUGGACCGCAUUGCUGAGUGCUUGCAAAAAGCACAAAAGUUAUGAUCUCGGUGUUCACGUUGCUGAUAAUCUUAUUGCUGCUGAACCUGAAAGUGCUGGACAUUACAUUUUACUGUCUAAUAUCUAUGCAUUGGCUGGGAAAUGGGAACGAGUCGAGAUGGUGAGGGAUAUCGUGACAGGUACCCAAUUAAAAAAGGUUGUUGGCUAUAGCAUCGUGGAGAUUGAUCAGAAGGAACAUUUUUUCCGUUCUGGUGAUGUAUCUCACCCCGAGACCAUGGCCAUACGCCAAUUUUUGGAUGACAUGAUUCAACAGAUCAAGGCAGUAGGCUAUGUUCCAAUGUCACAAUGCAUGAUGCAGCAAAUGGAAGAAGAAGACAAGGAACUUGCACUUAGAUACCACAGUGAGAAACUCGCAAUAGCGUUUGGACUGUCGAAAACAACAGAAGGUAGUACACUUCGAAUUGUGAAAAACGUGCGCAUCUGCGAGGACUGUCACAUGGCUGUCAAGCUCAUCUCAUUAGUUUACAAAAGAGAGAUUAUCGUGAGGGACAACCUUCGUUUUCACCAUUUUAAAGAUGGCUCUUGUUCAUGCUUGGAUUAUUGGUGAUUUAAUCCUGAAUUCCUGACAACAAAAACUUGUGAACCAAAGUAUGUCGACUUCUUUUCACCAGUUAUCAGUUGCAACUUGCAAGUUGUCUGUUGCCACCAUUGAAAUUCUACUUCAUGAAAUCCUUAAACUGACAAAGCACAACUGCCUGAUUAGUGUUCUAUGUAUAACUUGUUGGUCUGCGCAUAGCUUCCAAAUUUUAAGAAGGGGAGCAACCUGAUGCUGGAAGCAAACUAAGAAGGUACACUGGCAUCCACCACCAUGGAGGGUGAAACUCAAUGCUGAUGGGAUGUAUUUUACAGAGCGACUGGGUUGGCCACUAAGGUGGAUUGAUGCGAGACACUGUGGAGGGCCGAGGGCGUUGGGUUUGAUAACUUGGAUUUCACAAUUGUCAUGACACUAUCACUGGCUCUAAGCUUUGGGGGUGCUAGAAUUGAGUGAAAUCUUUCUUGGGAACUCGAUGAAUGGCAUAUACAUGAAACUUGAUGACAGGAGUAUCCUGCUAGUGGUAUAGGAUAUUAAGAGGCCGGCAAGUCAACACGGAGGCUUAAUCAAGAGGAUCAGAGAAUUGAGUGACAAGAUUGAGUACUGGAGGUGCAGCAUUAACUACAAGGAAGCGAAUUUUGCGAUGAACUAGCGUUUUUGGGGUUGAGGGAAUGAAUCAUGGGGUCUCCAGGACUCCCAAGAAUGUGGCUACCCUGUGUGAGAUCAAACCGGGGUUGAGCAAUGUUUACUAUCCGGGUGGAAAAACUGUAGUCUUUGCUUUGUUUAAGGUAAAUUUUGGCUUAAGAUUUGUUGGGUUGGAAGGUAAUAUUUUGAUAUGACUACUAAUCCCGAGGGGCAGUGCAGGGCUGCGUUUAACUAUGUUGAGUCGAGCAAGGGAACGUUGACUAGCCAGCAUACAAAGGCGGCGGCCCGCCACCUUUUUGGGCAGAUGCGCCCGGAGCGCGUUUGUCACCUCCAAAGAAGCAGCGCGUGGAUUGGAUAUUUUAUAGCCGAUGCAACUUCGACGUGGAGACAUAAGCUGUAUUUUCUGCCCAUUUAGCCGUUGGAGCGUUUUGGCGCGACUUGUACUGUAACGGACUGGCAUUUUUCAUUCAUUUAUUUAUUUAUUUAUAUUUUUUUGGUGGAAUGGUUUUUAACCGUAAUUUACUUCGUGACUCGUGUGUUCCCUUUGUAAAAUUUGAACCUAAACAAUUAGUAGAAGGAAUGUUAACCAAUGAACGGAAUCUUGGUCGAAUAAAAGGUACAGUAUAUAUUACAAAAAAUUUUAUUAAACUUUU
Oldenlandia corymbosa var. corymbosa is the source of this 3642-nucleotide messenger RNA. The record is from the annotation of a GenBank genome assembly. NCBI's taxonomy places the organism in Eukaryota, Viridiplantae, Streptophyta, Magnoliopsida, Gentianales, Rubiaceae.